AUGGCUUUCUACCGCCAUAUGAUUAGGGCUAGGAUGGCAAUGCACCACCCGUGGCAGCUCACUAGGAGGUACGGCCGGAGUAAAGGUUCAAUGCUGCCAUUUUUUACCUCGAAGGAGUCAACUAUACAACGGCGUUAUAGGUGCAGCUUAUCUUGGAUGUUUCUCCGUGCCGAUCAUCAUUCGCUUGGGGGGCUUGUGGCCAGAUGUACUAUGGGAGGGGAGGAAUGUGAUGUUGUGAUAAUGCAAGACAAGAAUCAAGCUAGUGUACCAGUGAGUGGUGUGGAUAAGGACGACUACGGCAGAUGA
Pochonia chlamydosporia 170 is the source of this 306-nucleotide messenger RNA. RefSeq lists its product as hypothetical. The transcript has a single exon. NCBI's taxonomy places the organism in Eukaryota, Fungi, Ascomycota, Sordariomycetes, Hypocreales, Clavicipitaceae. The coding region runs from base 1 to 306 and encodes 101 amino acids. The record is from RefSeq and is a predicted model, not a curated record.